AUGCAAAUCAUUCACCAGCUACUCCUCCUGCUCGGCAUCUGCUCCGUUUUGUUGGUCCAAGCGGCAACAGCCGGAAAAGUGAAACUGUUCGCAUUUAAGGGUCCACAUGCCGGUUUCGUUGGACUGAAAGUUCGGACACCAAAGCUAUUGGGUCUUAAGCAUGCACUGGCGGGUCAUGGCGGAGGAUUCGGUGGCGGAAUCGGCGGAGGCAUUAGUGGUGGAGUAGGCUUCGGUGGUGGCUUUGGUGGCGGUUAUGGCGGUGGUCACAGCAGCGGCUAUCAGCAUCACGAGGAAUAUCACCACGAAAGCCACUACAGCAGCGGUGGAAGCUAUGGAGGUGGUAGUUUUGGCGGCGGCCUGUGGGGAAAAUAA
This is a messenger RNA of Drosophila arizonae, 372 nucleotides long. RefSeq lists its product as uncharacterized. The record is from RefSeq and is a predicted model, not a curated record. NCBI's taxonomy places the organism in Eukaryota, Metazoa, Arthropoda, Insecta, Diptera, Drosophilidae.